Messenger RNA from Pan troglodytes (chimpanzee), 895 nucleotides. RefSeq names its product retinol binding protein 1 (gene RBP1). NCBI's taxonomy places the organism in Eukaryota, Metazoa, Chordata, Mammalia, Primates, Hominidae. The record is from RefSeq and is a predicted model, not a curated record. Gene Ontology annotation, biological process: vitamin A metabolic process; retinoic acid biosynthetic process. Bases 109 to 702 code for a protein of 197 amino acids. Gene Ontology annotation, molecular function: lipid binding. The transcript is spliced from 4 exons. Gene Ontology annotation, cellular component: cytosol.
CGAACUGAACGUCUGAAACGAAGGUGGCGCGGCCUGGACAAACCUGACCCUUCGACAUCCCCCGCCCCUGCGCCCGCCCUCGCUAAGCGGGGAGGAGCGACCGCUACAAUGGAUCCUCCCGCAGGCUUUGUGCGCGCUGGGAAUCCAGCUGUCGCCGCCCCGCAGAGCCCCCCGUCCCCGGAGGGCGCUCAUUUCCGGGCCGCCCACCACCCGCGUAGCACCGAUAGCCGCUGUCCCGGCAGUCUCCAGCCGUCCCGCCCGCUUGUGGCCAACUGGCUCCAGUUACUCCCCGAAAUGCCAGUCGACUUCACUGGGUACUGGAAGAUGUUGGUCAACGAGAAUUUCGAGGAGUACCUGCGCGCCCUCGACGUCAAUGUGGCCUUGCGCAAAAUCGCCAACUUGCUGAAGCCAGACAAAGAGAUCGUGCAGGACGGUGACCAUAUGAUCAUCCGCACGCUGAGCACUUUUAGGAACUACAUCAUGGACUUCCAGGUUGGGAAGGAGUUUGAGGAGGAUCUGACAGGCAUAGAUGACCGCAAGUGCAUGACAACAGUGAGCUGGGACGGAGACAAGCUCCAGUGUGUGCAGAAGGGUGAGAAGGAGGGGCGUGGCUGGACCCAGUGGAUCGAGGGUGAUGAGCUGCACCUGGAGAUGAGAGUGGAAGGUGUGGUCUGCAAGCAAGUAUUCAAGAAGGUGCAGUGAGGCCCAGGCAGACAACCUUGUCCCAAGGAAUCAGCAGGAUGUGUGGGCCAGGAUCCCCCUCUUUGCACAGCAUGAGGCAAAAAUGUCCAGCCACCCCCAGGCAUCUGUUAGCAGAGUCUGUCUCUUGGCUUUGUCACUUUUCCUUUUCUUAAAACAAAGCCAUGCCAAUAAAGUGAUCUGUGUUCAAAACGUC